GGAAGUUUGUCGGGAAAUUUGUGGAGGUGUUUUGCGGUAUUGUCAACAAAUGGUUUAAUAUAACAAUUGUUACAGUUUAUUCGAAAGUUCCGCAUGCUUUUUGGAAAUCGCCUUAAAUAAAAAUUAGAAAAAACGAGUUCAGUGAUUUUUUUCAGAGGUUGAACGAUCAGUCAGUGUUCUGUGUGUGUAGCGGGGUUAUUUCGUAACAGGGCAGUGAAAAAUCCCCCUGCUGAAUGUCCUGUUUGGCUGUUUGAAAGACUGGUUUUCAGCAAGGCCUAUGGAGAAAGAAAUGCAGGGAGGGGUUGCUGCAGUAGCAGGGGGGGCAACAGUAGGGAGUACCACAACACAGAGCCGCUCGGAAGACGAGGAAUCUGCAGGUGGCAAAGAUAUCAAAAGAACAGCGGCACAGGCUUUCAGCGGGGGUGUCCCUAAACGCAGGAGUUCGUCCAGGUCAAUCAAGCGGAAGAAGUUUGAUGAUGAACUGGUGGAGAGUAGUCUGGCUAAGUCAUCUAGCCGGGUGAAGGGUGCUCCUUUGAUGGAGCCAGCUCGUUGCUCAGGAAGCGAGCCUUCCUCCACUGAGAAGAAGAAGGUUUCUAAGUCCAGCACCACCCUGGCACCCCCCCUGACCAUGAUGGUCACACCACCCCCCAUAACCAAAAGGGUUAAGAAGAGUAAACAGCCUCUGCAAAUCACUAAGGACCUGGGUCGAUGGAAACCCACUGAUGACCUCCUGCUCAUUAAUGCAGUGCUGCAGACGACAGACCUGACCUCAGUCCAUCUGGGAGUUAAAUUCAGCUGUCGGUUCACCUUACGUGAAAUCCAGGAGCGGUGGUAUGCCCUGUUGUAUGACCCUGUUAUUUCCAAGUUAGCAUGGCAGGCUAUGCGUCAGCUUCACCCUGAAGCUAUAGCAGCCAUCCAAAGUAAAGCUCUCUUCAGCCAGGCAGAGGAGGCACUGUUGUCUAAGAUCAGUUCGAACAGUCAGCCCAAACUGGAAGUGUUCCAGGACCUGCUGAAUAAGCACCCAGGCAUCUUCUAUCCUUCACGCACACCUAAGAGCUUGAUGGUGCACUGGCAGCUUCUCAAGCAGUACUACCUUCUGGAAGACCAGAGUGUUCAGCCCUUGCCAAAGGGGGACCAGGUACUCAACUUCUCAGAUGCUGAACAACUUGUAGAUGAGGCUAAGCUCAAGGACAGCAGAGAUGAGGUUUUAGAACAUGAACUGAUGAUUUCUGACAGGCAUCAAAAGAGAGAGAUUAGGCAGCUGGAGCAAGAGCUUCCACGGUGGCAAGUCCUGGUGGACAGCAUUACGGGAAUGAAUUCCCCAGAUUUUGACAACCAGACCCUUGCUGCUCUCCGAGGAAGAAUGGUGCGCUACCUUAUGCGAUCUCGUGAGAUUACUUUAGGUCGAGCCACCAAGGACAAGCAGAUAGACGUGGAUCUGUCUCUAGAAGGCCCUGCAUGGAAGAUCUCCAGGAAACAAGGGAUUAUCAAGCUGAAGAAUAAUGGUGACUUUUUCAUUGCUAAUGAGGGCCGCAGGCCCAUCUACAUCGAUGGGAGGCCGGUCCUGUCUGGGAACAAGUGGAAACUCAAUAAUAACUCUGUGGUGGAGAUUGCCAGCCUCCGUUUCGUCUUCUUGAUCAACCAAGAGCUGAUAUCCCUCAUCAAAGCUGAAGCAGCCAAGAUGACCCAGCAGUGAGGCUCCAGCAGCCAAGCUUGGUAUAUGUGGGUUGGGGGAAUACAGUGUGCGCAUGGCCACGGGUAAGCAGAGCUUUGCGUGUCUGUGGGACCCUGAGGCUGGCUUUCAGACUCAAAUUAGCAGCCACCUGCCCAGCCUUAUAACUCCACAGAGAACUUCCUGUGUGGGUGCAAGUAAAACCUUCCAAGUGUCAGUUGUCCACGUCCCGCAGUUGGCUGAACACAGCCCUGAACACCACUGCCAGACCAGCAAAUGUGCGGGACUGAAGUGGGUGUGGCCCUGGUGUCUUUGACAGCUAUAUCAGACUGUUCUUUAUCCCAGUUCCAGGGACUUAAUUACAUAGAUGUUUGAACAGAUUUAAUUACACCUUUUCCACAGUGCCUACAAGAGAAUGCUUUGGUCUAUGUGAAUUACCACUUCUUCAGUUAGGGCAGGGCUUUUAGAAGUUUGUAUACCAAUGAUAAUGUGUGUAAAAUAGUCUGGUCAGUUUGUGUUUGCAUCUUUUUAAGAAAUAAAGAAUAUUGUUAAGUAUUUAUUCAGGUGCUGGGAAAUGGAGGUGCAAAUUUGUGUUUACCACAUGAAACAUUUACUGGGCUAUCAGUACCAAGUGUCCACACUACAAUGCUCCUAUAAAUGGAAAUAACCACCACUGGUGAUUAAAUCCAUGCGUCAUUCAUACUUCAUUACACUUGUAUUUCCUACAGGAUGUGUAAUAUAAGAAUGUUGUGUUUCAGAUGAGUAUUGUAUGGUUCCACCAUUAAGCAAAAGUCUUCAGUACUGAUCUC
This is a messenger RNA of Scleropages formosus (Asian bonytongue), 2481 nucleotides long. RefSeq names its product microspherule protein 1 (gene mcrs1). Gene Ontology annotation, cellular component: MLL1 complex; Ino80 complex; NSL complex. The coding region runs from base 278 to 1696 and encodes 472 amino acids. Gene Ontology annotation, biological process: positive regulation of transcription by RNA polymerase II. Gene Ontology annotation, molecular function: protein binding; G-quadruplex RNA binding. The transcript is spliced from 15 exons. The record is from RefSeq and is a predicted model, not a curated record. NCBI's taxonomy places the organism in Eukaryota, Metazoa, Chordata, Actinopteri, Osteoglossiformes, Osteoglossidae.